Molecule: messenger RNA, 1167 nt
Organism: Diabrotica virgifera virgifera (western corn rootworm)
Lineage: Eukaryota; Metazoa; Arthropoda; Insecta; Coleoptera; Chrysomelidae
Exons: 4
Coding region: 1-1167 (388 amino acids)
Source: RefSeq, a predicted model, not a curated record
AUGUGCGAUUUACAAGAAGAAGAAGCAUUGCUUGUUGCAGCAUUGUUGGAUGAAGAAAGACAAUUCAAUCAAAUUCGAAGAAAAAGAAGAGAUGUUUGGGUACAUGAUAUUAACCUGAAGCGGAAGCAACAAGGAGAAUUUCAUAAAUUGUACCCGGAACUUCGCAGAGAUGAGAACCGUUUCUAUACAUAUUACAAAAUGAAUUUUGAAAGUUUUGAUGAAAUUUUAGAUCUGAUAAAAAAUGACAUCACCCAACAACAAACAAAUUUUAGGGAACCAACAGAACGACUAGCUGUUACUUUAAGAUUUUUAGCUACCGGAGAUUCAUACAAAACGAUUGGGCACAGCUUUCGGUUAGGAUUUUCAACCGUUGCAACUAUUGUGGAUGAAACAUCUGAAGCUAUAUGGAACCGGUUACAACCGAUUUAUAUGCCAGAGCCAACAGAAGAAAUAUGGGAAAAAUCAAUCCUAGGCUUCAAAAAUGUAUGGCAGUUCCCCAAUUGUUUAGGAAGCAUAGAUGGCAAACACGUGACCAUCAAAUGUCUCCAGAAGAGUGGAUCAAAUUACUUUUCCUAUUUAAAAAACUUUUCCAUAGUUCUUAUGGCAAUUGUUGACCCCGAAUAUAAAUUUAUUUGUAUAGAUGUAGGUGGUUAUGGUAAAAAUAGUGACGGUGGUAUUUUUGAGACAUCGGCUAUGGGCAGAAAAUUUGCAAAUGAAACCAUGAAUAUACCACCCAACAGACCAUUAGCUGAUGAAAAUGAAGAGAUUCCAUGUGCACGAAAUGACAACAGCAAAGAGAGAUUUAAUUAUCAUCUAUGCAGAGCCCGACGCGUAGUGGAAAAUGCCUUUGGAAUAUUGGCACAUAAAUGGCGUCUAUUUUUUAGACCACUAGAAGUUAAAGUUCAAACAGCUACAAAACUUGUGAAAGCAGCAUGCGUAUUGCACAAUUUGCUGCGCACAAGAAACACUGACGAGCAAUUUUUGCAUUUACAAGAAAACUGUAAUAUUCCAUUACCAUUAGUUGAUAAUUUGGCGGUUGACGGAAGAAGAGCAGUAAACGAAGCUUUUAAAAUACGUGAAAAAUUCGUUACUUAUUUUAUUAAUUUAUAUUUCCAAACAAAUAAAAAACAGUACUUACCUUUUAUAUUUAAUUCAUUUCCAAUCUGA